UGGUAGUUAACCGUUAAUUAUGCAUUUCUCUGUUUUGAUUUCGGUGCAGCUAUUGUCGCUUGCCGUUUUGAUUCCCGUCGUCGUUCCCCUUCUUCAUUCCCAUACAAACCCUAAAAUAAUCCCUCAAAUCCCAAUUCGGCCAAAUUGACAAGAUUCCAUUGACGCAAUGUCCAAUUCGAUUCUUCUUCUUCUAGUUCUUUACCCUGCAUUGAUGUGUAGCUUCGUGAAUUCAAUGCGGUUCGAGCUGAAAUCUGGUCAAGCCAAGUGCAUGUCCGAGGACAUCAAGAGCAAUGCCAUGACCGUCGGCAAGUACUCCGUCAUUAAUCCCAACGAAGGGUACCCGAUUCCUGAUUCUCACAAGAUCACUGUCAGGGUGCGUUCGCCUUAUGGGAACAAUUAUCACUUUGGAGAUAAUGUGGGUUCUGGAACUUUUGCAUUUACUGCAGCUGAGGGUGGUGACUACACAGCUUGUUUUUCGGUACAAACUGAUCACAAUCCUACGUUUAAUGUGGUCAUUGAUUUUGAUUGGAGAACUGGGGUUGCUGCCAAGGACUUGUCUAUGGUUGCCAAGAAAGGGCAGAUUGAAGUAAUGGAAUUUGAGUUAAAGAAGUUGUAUGAAACUGUCACAUCAAUCCAUGACGAGAUGUUUUAUCUUCGUGGAAGGGAGGAAGAGAUGCAAGAUCUUAACAGAGCGACUAACACCAAGAUGUUUACCUUCACUUUCCUUUCAAUUUUGGUUUGCUUGUCUGUGGCUGGUUUGCAACUAUGGCAUUUGAAGACUUUCUUUGAGAGGAAGAAGCUCCUCUAAGAUCCUUCACCCCAAUUUUGUUCAUUUGGUUAGCUCGGUUCUUAUUUCCAGUUGAUCGGCUGUUCCUAAUGUAUCUCAUACGUGAUUUAGAUAAUGUUUUUCUUUGAUAAUUUAUAAUGAUAAUUAGAACUCGC
Molecule: messenger RNA, 942 nt
Organism: Gastrolobium bilobum
Lineage: Eukaryota; Viridiplantae; Streptophyta; Magnoliopsida; Fabales; Fabaceae
Product: transmembrane emp24 domain-containing protein p24delta9-like
Exons: 4
Coding region: 167-808 (213 amino acids)
Biological process (GO): endoplasmic reticulum to Golgi vesicle-mediated transport; intracellular protein transport; Golgi organization
Cellular component (GO): endoplasmic reticulum; COPII-coated ER to Golgi transport vesicle; endoplasmic reticulum-Golgi intermediate compartment
Source: RefSeq, a predicted model, not a curated record